Molecule: messenger RNA, 873 nt
Organism: Myiozetetes cayanensis
Lineage: Eukaryota; Metazoa; Chordata; Aves; Passeriformes; Tyrannidae
Gene: TMEM156
Product: transmembrane protein 156
Exons: 6
Coding region: 1-873 (290 amino acids)
Source: RefSeq, a predicted model, not a curated record
AUGUGCUUGCUUUUGAGAAGACCAGUAAUCUUCAAAUUAGUACUAGGAAUAAUUACCAUGUUUAUUUUGUGUUUACCUGAAUUUUUCAAAAUACAAGAAGCUAACACUGUAAUUGUGUCAUGCACGGAUACCUGUUCAUCAAAUAACACCACUUUUCCCCUUUGCACUUUUAACAAUUCUUGCAAAAGAUCAAUGCAACAAAGAAGAGAAAAUCAGACCAUUUUGCUGAAGGCCAUUGUAAAUAAUUCUGAUUUCCAAAAUAUUCCAUGUAUUUGCCAAUCCUCCAGGAGGGAACAACAGUCUCAUACUAAACACACAGAGUGUGAAUCCAAGAGGGAUGUGAAUGUUGAUCAUCAAGGAUCAGGGUCAGCAGCUAAAAAAAUUUCCAGUAAAGAAGUAGAGCAUAAUACUUACUACCUGAUGAUAAUACAUAUCAACAAUUCUAUAGUCGGAGGAGGAAAUGCAGCCGAAGAACACCUAAAUCAUUCUUGUCUAAUGGCAAUGAUGGAAGACCAAAAUGACUGUAUAAAUAUUUCACUGCAACUGAAGUCCUAUGUGGAAUAUCCAAUGUGUACAACGAAGAUCAUUUGGCUCACUAUGAUUCCAGUAGUUUUUGUGCUUACUAUUUCAAUUGUCAUCUACAAAAUAGUCCAGGAAAAUAAAAACAUCUGUUAUAAACAUAGAGUAGCAACAUCAGUUUCUACUAUUCUAAGAAGAAAAGGUUCCAGACAUUCAAGAAGAACCAUAUCUGCUACUAAAAUUCAUCCUUAUCCUGUGAAAACUAGAAAACAACAGAUUCCACUUACUGCACAGACCACAAAGAUACUGCCUGUAAUUCUUGAACAAGAGCAUUGUCAUGUGGAUCAACUCUAG